Messenger RNA from Trematomus bernacchii (emerald rockcod), 2484 nucleotides. RefSeq names its product aryl hydrocarbon receptor nuclear translocator-like 2 (gene bmal2). Gene Ontology annotation, cellular component: aryl hydrocarbon receptor complex; nucleus; cytoplasm. The record is from RefSeq and is a predicted model, not a curated record. The transcript is spliced from 17 exons. Gene Ontology annotation, molecular function: DNA-binding transcription factor activity, RNA polymerase II-specific; protein dimerization activity; RNA polymerase II cis-regulatory region sequence-specific DNA binding. NCBI's taxonomy places the organism in Eukaryota, Metazoa, Chordata, Actinopteri, Perciformes, Nototheniidae. Gene Ontology annotation, biological process: regulation of transcription by RNA polymerase II. The coding region runs from base 238 to 2160 and encodes 640 amino acids.
GAAUAAUUGUUUCCCUCCGGUUCUCCACUCUGCCCUGAUUGCACAGCAUACAGCUACCUCGGUGCGCCCUCUCACUCUUUUUUCUUAAUUUAGGGAAUACAAGGCAGUUGUUCAACCUUGUGCCACCGUCUCGGCUCCCCCACUCCCCGCCCUCUUACCACAGCAACAUCCCGGAGAGUCAGUCCACCGCCUCCUCCAUGCAUUGGAGUCCCCCGCGCACCGGCUCCGGCUCCAGCCAUGUCGGCCAGGAAUGCAGCGGCUGGCGGCGGUGACAGAGUGGGAGGCGAACCGGCAGCAGAUGUGCUGGUUGAGGACAAACAGAGUGGUUCUGUGUCCUUGCCCAGCCCGAUGACCCCGGCCUCAGCUGCUGGCAUGUCCGCAACCAUGGAGAUGCCCCGGAAGCGUAAGGGCAGCGUGGACAACCAGGAUACAAAAUCUGCCUCCAUGGAUAUGGACAUUGAAGAUAUGGACGAGAGCCACAAUGGGUCAGAUGGUGAGGACCAACAUGUCAAAAUGAAAUGCUUCAGGGAACCACACAGCCAAAUUGAGAAGAGGAGAAGGGACAAAAUGAACAAUCUCAUUGACAAACUAUCAGCCAUGAUCCCUACGUGUAACCCCAUGUCCCGUAAACUGGACAAACUCACUGUGCUCAGAAUGGCCGUGCAGCACCUUAAAUCUCUCAAAGGUUCAUCAAGUUCUUUUUCUGAAGCCAACUACAAACCCUCAUUCCUUCCCAACGAUGAACUCAAACACCUUAUCCUAAAGGCUGCAGACGGGUUCCUGUUUGUGGUGGGCUGUGAUCGUGGGAAAAUAGUGUUCGUCUCAGAGUCCGUCACGAAGAUAUUAAAUUAUAGUCGGGCGGAGCUGAUUGGACAGAGCCUGUUUGAUUACAUUCACCCAAAGGACAUGGGGAAAGUGAAGGAGCAGCUGUCAGCCUCUGAAUUAUUCCCUCGUGAACGGCUAAUAGAUGCUAAAACCGGUCUGCAGGUCCAGGCUGACCUCCCCGUGGGUGCGGCGCGGCUGUGUACGGGCGCACGCCGCUCAUUCUUCUGUCGCAUGAAGAUAAACAAGAUUUGUGUCAAAGUAGAGGAGAAGGAAUUCCAGGCCAGCACCUCCAAAAAGAAAGAUUCCCAGAAGUACUGCACGGUCCACUGUACGGGCUACAUGCGCAGCUGGCCCACCACUCAGUUGGAAGCAGAGGGGGAGGGCGAGGGCGAGGCAGACAAGCAGGACAGCUCCCACUUCAGCUGCCUGGUGGCGGUGGGACGCGUCCACUCCCACUCCUCUCCCCAGGUUAAUGGAGAAGUCAGAGUUAAACCCACAGAGUUCAUCACACGCUACGCCAUGGAUGGCAAAUUCACCUUUGUCGAUCAAAGAGCGACCACCAUUCUUGGUUAUCUUCCCCAAGAACUGCUCGGGACAUCAUGCUACGAGUACUUCCACCAAGACGACUUACCGCAUUUAGCUGACAGACACCGAAAAGUGCUGCGCAGUAAAGAAAAAAUAGAGACAAACUGCUAUAAGUUCAAAACAAAAAGUGGCUCUUUCGUCACUCUGCAAAGUCAGUGGUUUAGUUUUGUAAAUCCCUGGACCAAGGAAGUGGAAUACUUGGUGUCAACAAACACAGUUAUAUCGUGUGAUAACAGUCGAACCUGUCGGUCAGGAAACAAGGCUGAGCAGUCAAGCACUUCCAAGACGUCUGAAGAUGGGAAGAAGUCCCUUCCAGUUAUACCAGGCAUCUCCACUACACCUGGAGCUAUGAUUUAUGCUGGAAGCAUCGGGACCCAGAUCGCCAACGAGCUGCUGGAUUCCAACAGGUUGAACUCUUCACCUUCCAGCGGCAGCGUCAGCCCUUUCAGUCUAUCCCAAGAUAAAUGUCCCCACAAUCAAAUCAGCAACAAUGUGCCAAACAGAGAGGCAACAGACAUGGAGAUUGCAGGAAAGUCCAGCUCAGAGGAGGAUGCUCAAGGAGCUACAUUCUCAGGAGCAGAGUCUCUCAUGGUUGAGAAUCCCCAGAUGGAUUUGGACAGCGUGGUUGGACCGGGCCUUGGCAGUCUAAGCAGUGACGAAGCAGCCAUGGCGGUCAUCAUGAGCCUCCUGGAGACGGACACCAACCUGGGGGAGGCCGUGGACUUUGAAGAGAUGCACUGGUCCUUAUAGAACCUGCUCUGUGUGACACCGCAGCACACUGAAAAACACUUGAACGCUCAUUUUUGUGAUGAGAACUGCUUGAAUGCUCCCUCUUAAGACUUGGCAUUCCUUUUUUUAUUUAUUAGUUGAGUUAUGUUUUGCCACGUAAGCUGUGUAGUCUUUGUGUGGCUGCUGUAACAGGGAACGGGAUCGACCUGUUGACCCUUGUCAGGAGGAGGAUGUGCCUCUAAAGCCUUACAGCGGCCUGCCCUCGCACGCUGUCCCUCACAUCUACUGUCAUCCUCUCACAAGGCUGAAUAACCCAUGAACACCAUUAAAAAUGACUUGGGAUUU